This is a messenger RNA of Puntigrus tetrazona (Sumatra barb), 1221 nucleotides long. Its product is annotated as erbin. Gene Ontology annotation, biological process: neurotransmitter receptor transport postsynaptic membrane to endosome; neurotransmitter receptor transport, endosome to postsynaptic membrane. The coding region runs from base 1 to 1221 and encodes 406 amino acids. The record is from RefSeq and is a predicted model, not a curated record. Lineage: Eukaryota; Metazoa; Chordata; Actinopteri; Cypriniformes; Cyprinidae. Gene Ontology annotation, cellular component: adherens junction; postsynaptic membrane; postsynaptic density. Gene Ontology annotation, molecular function: protein binding. The transcript is spliced from 8 exons.
AUGGGGUUACUUAAUGAGAAGUUUAACUACAGCCAACUCGAAGCCAACCACGAAGAGGGGUGCAGAGUUGCUAAAACCUCUGUGAAUAACAGCAGCCACGGCUGGCCCAUUCCCGGUCUGCGCUGGGUCACAGGAAAAGACCGCCUGUCUGGACUCAACUUGUUUCCUCUCACUGGUGGACAUGGCCGCACCUCCAGUCCAGAGAAAGAUGCAGAAGAGAUGGAAGAGCCACCUGAUGAGUACAGCUUAGGUCAUUUCUCAGAGCUGGAUGGAGCGGGGCGCAAACCUAAGCCCCAGUGGGGAGAAAACGGCCACGACAGGAAGCUUCAAAGAUACAAAACUCAGCGCCUGGUGACCCAUCUUCACCGAGACACGGCCCAUGACCCAGAGUAUCACACCAGCUUGGAGAGGCUCAGCCAUCCGGCUGUGUCAGAGCGGCCCUUUUCCCAAAAAGUUUCACACGUGCCAUUAAGAUUUGACUCUUGGGGUAAUUUAGGGUGUUUUCUGUCCCUCCAGCUACAGAUCAAAGUAAACGGACAGAGAGGAGGGCUAGGAAUUUGUAUUGCAGGAGGGAAAGGCUCCUUGCCAUACAAAGCGAAUGAUGAGGGUAUUUUCAUCUCAAGAGUGUCUAAAGGAGGACUCGCGGAGAAGGCAGGGGUUCAUGUUGGGGAUAGAGUGUUGGAGGUCAAUGGCCAAGACAUGCAGGAGGUCAGCCACCAUGAGGCUGUCAGCGUGCUGAGGAGUGCUGGGAGCUGCAUCAAAAUGAAAGUGCUACGGGAGAGAUGCAUGCCCAUGGAGCCACAGCAGCACGAGAGGUCUGACACCGUAGAGACAGCAGACCCCCAGGUCAGCCAAGAGUGGGAUGUUACCACGAGCAAUAACAGAUCGAGUGGCCCACAAUCCUUCACUGAUCCCACCCUGGACCGCAGCCCAAUGACUAACAGGAUAGAAGCUGCCGUCUGCAAUGGAAAUGGACCGAAUGAUCCUGCACAAGACUUGCGGCCGACGAAAGACACGGAGACCUUCAAAAACAAUGCCCUGCAGGUUGUGAAAAAUACCAUGACGAUACCUCGGAUUAUUCUGACUCACCCCUCUACCUCAGAUGAGGAAGUGGAGCCCCUGACGCAGGGUCCAGAUGAUGGGGAUUUUGAUUCUGACUUCAGCGACUCGGACAGUCACAUCUACUCUGACUGCUUUAACAGUGCUUUCUAUCCUCUGUGA